Caenorhabditis elegans is the source of this 1417-nucleotide messenger RNA. It is a transcript of the gene itm-2, whose product is annotated as Integral membrane protein 2. The record is from RefSeq and is marked reviewed. NCBI's taxonomy places the organism in Eukaryota, Metazoa, Nematoda, Chromadorea, Rhabditida, Rhabditidae. Gene Ontology annotation, cellular component: membrane; plasma membrane. The transcript is spliced from 7 exons. The coding region runs from base 1 to 921 and encodes 306 amino acids.
AUGACGAUCUUCACUAAGGCCGAAACCGACACCGAGAAGAAAACCGUUGAAGGCGUCAAGGAAGACACUCCAAAGGUGGUUGUGUGCGAGGCUGAUGAGGAGAAGCACAUCAGUAACUGCGGCUGGGUACCAAUGGAAGGAGGCAACUUUGACAGACCAAAGGAAAAAAGAAGCUCGUCUUUCGGACCACUUUCCAUAAUUCGUCUCUCACCAUCUCCACUUGCCCGUACCCCAUCUCCAUCUCCACCCGACUAUGAAAAUGCUGUUAAUGCUCGCAGAAUGCGUCGUUGCACUAAACUCACAUUCACGCUCAUCUCCAUUUUCAGUUUUGUGAUUUUGGUUUCUUUCUUCCUCUACCAACAGGGACUUAUUAGCGUUGCCUACCAAAAGGGAGUGUACCAUGGAUGGAACGCGGCUACCUUCUCGAACCGUGGAAUGACAGAGCGUCUGGUUCAAAAUGUCGAAAUCAACGCCAACGAUUCGUACGAGAAGAUCGAUGUCCCAAAGUUUGGAUCUAACCGACCAGCAAUUUUCCUUCACGAUUUCAAACAGAACCUGACGGCUAUUGUUGACACUGUUGGAAACCGUUGCUUUGUUAAAGAGCUGGACAGAACAAAAAUCAGAAACCCAAGAAUGUUGAUGGAGAUGCUCAGAAAUAUUGACGUGAUGGCUCCAGAAGUUGCAUACGCACAAACUCGCGUUGUCCGUGAAACAUACAACGUUGGAGAUGAGCUCACGAAGGCUGAUAUUAGCACUUUCAACAGCACUAUUCUUUCUCGCCACUGUGCGUUCCGGCAAACUUAUAAAUUGAAGAAACAAGAAGCUCAGUCUCGUUCACGACGAGCUUCCGGCAUGACACCAUCAAUGACAUUCGCAUCAAUGGCUGGUGAAGAGGUACAACUGGAAGAGAUCAGCUUCUAAAUUCACAAAAUCUUCUAAACUAGAUCACAUGUUUUUGCCAAAUAACUAUUCAUGCAUAUAAUCAUUGUUACUUAAAGGUGCCAAUUCAACAAUAAGUGUAUUAUUGUUCUGAACGGUACGGUGGUUUUGAGAACUGUUCUUUGACUAUAUAUAUGCAGCUAACAAAAAAAUGUUUUAUUUAUUUAUUUUUUGCUGACCUCAUUCCCGUCCAUUUUCCAUAUUACACUUUUUUCUUUUUUUGUAUUUAGAUGCAAAUUCCUAUUUUUUUUACAAAAUAUUUUUUACUAAAAAAAAAUCAAAACAAAAAAUCCUUCAAAAUGUUUGUAAGAAAAUCCAUAACCCGUUCCCCGUUGAGAACGAGUUUUGCUUUCCCGAAAGGUACUAACCUGCAAAUGUUACUCUGUCAGUAAUCACCACGUGAUGAUUAACACCCUCAAAUAAAUAUGGUUUCCCUAUACUUUUUUCCGUUAAUUUUUCAAAUAAAAUGUCACACUUG